Oppiella nova is the source of this 1089-nucleotide messenger RNA. Lineage: Eukaryota; Metazoa; Arthropoda; Arachnida; Sarcoptiformes; Oppiidae. The record is from the annotation of a GenBank genome assembly.
AUGGCUAAAAACUUCGGGGCCCUAUCGUGCGAGCCGUGCAAAACAUUUUUCAGACGAAAUGCUAUGAAAACGGAUAUUAAGUGUCAAUAUUAUGACAAUUGUAUAAUUGACGAGAAAUCGCGAAAGUUUUGCGCAAAAUGUCGUUUAGAGAAAUGUCUUCGCGUUGGUAUGAAACGGGAUUGGAUGAAUAGUGCGGAUGAGAUAAAAGGGAAAAAGUCAGACAAUCAGAGAAAAAGACACACAAAAAGUAGUAAAACUUCGGACCCAUCGAUAAACACAUCGAAAAAUAGUGAUCCCUUAGAAAAUCAGGACUUUUUUCACGGACUACUCGACGACAAUAGCUUUAGUGAUAUUCAACUCAAUCAACAGAUUUAUGAAAUUGAAAACAGUUUGACAUCCGAUUCAAGCAAAUCGUCAAAUGACAUACAAAACAAUGAAGUGAACAGUUGUAUACCUAAUGAUGAACUGGAUGUAAGACAUGAGAUCCCAAUAGACAUCAAGGAUGAGGUGAUGCGAAAGGCCGUGGAGUUUGAGUUGGCAGUCAUACCGAUCGCCCGUCCCGUCGCUGAAUAUAAAUGCGAUUUUAAUGCCACGGAAAUACAUAUAUUGCGUGAAAUAAUGCAAUCCAUAAAAUACAUAGAAAUACGAGAAAAGGGUCGGAGAGUUGAGAUCAAGAAUAACGUGGAGUUUGUGGUGAACUUCGCCGACAUUUUCGACGCCGAGAUCCGAAGAAUCACUAAAUGUGUGAAAGGGAUGAACGACUUCCAGAAGUUUGACGAAUCGGAUCAGAUUUCGAUGAUUAAGUACGGCUGCUUUGAAGCCAUGUAUUUGCGAUCAAUCAUACACUUUGACCACCAAGAUAAAGUGCUUGUAUUGCCCACAGAUAGGAACGUGACAUUGGUGUUGAAAAUGGAUUUUCUGAGAAAUAAACUCAAAGUUUAUGACUUUUAUGAGCAAUACAUACAUAAAAUAAGCCCCAUUUGGGACUCGGACCGACUAGAUCUAAAACUCAAUGUAAGAAAGUGUAUGCAACAGACCAUGGCACAGGUAGUGUUACGCAAACUCCGAACCACUGCUCACAACAUUUGA